GUGCUUGCCUGUGAUGAUGGUGAGGAGUGAGGACCCCAUUCUCACAUGAGUAAGCGCGCCUCCGCUAAAAGAGGAGAGCAGGGAGUAGGUCUGCAUUCCCAUUGACUGAGAGAGAGAGGGAGAAGAGAGCGAGCGAGAGAAAGAGAGAGAGAGAGAGAGAGAGAGAGAGAAGCAUCACGGACUCCGCCUAUACCGCCCCAACAUCCAGCUCCAGUCCGACGGCGGCGGAGGCACCACAGAGCAGCAGAGUGAUCCCCUACAGCUCGACUCAACUCCCGGCGUCAAAAAAAAGCGGAAAUGGGCUGUCAGUGAAUCCGGGCGGUGGAGGGGAGAGGCGGGCAGCCGGGGGGUGGGGGGGAACGACGAGACAAGAGAGCGGUGGGAGAAACAGCCAGAGAGAACAAACAAAAGCACAAUCGAGGGUGCCUGCAACCAUGAGCGGCUUGCACUAUUCGCCGGAGCUGCUGCGGCUGCCGCUGCCGCUCUGCACGACGCGGACCAGGUCGUGAGGUGUGGCUCGGAAACGCUCCGGGGAACCUUGUCAGCCGAAACGACUCGCCGAGGAGGAGCAGGAGGAGGUGGGGUGGUGGUGGAAAAUAUGUCCGCCUCGGUGGGGCCCCAGGGUGGCCCUCGCCCACCCACCGCGCCGCCAUCCAUGCCGGAUCUGCCGGACCUGAGUCAUCUCACCGAGGAGGAGAGGAAGAUCAUCAUGGGUGUGAUGGCUCGGCAGAAGGAGGAAGAAGAUAAAGAACAAGCCAUGCUUAAAACACUGCACCAGCAGUUUGAGAGCUACAAACAGGAGGUGCGUCGCAUUGGGGCGGACACACGGCGUCAGCAGACCCUGCAGAAGGACGACGCGCCCACCUGCGGUAUCUGCCGCAAGACCAAGUUUGCGGACGGCUGUGGCCACCUCUGCUCCUACUGCCAGACCAAAUUCUGCGCUCGCUGUGGAGGGCGAGUUGCUCUGCGCUCCAACAAUGAGGACAAAGUGUGUGUCAUAGUGAAGGACAGGGUGAUGUGGGUAUGCAACCUGUGCCGUAAACAGCAGGAGAUUCUCACCAAAUCAGGAGAAUGGUUUUCUGGAUCAGGGGUGCGGCCUGGGAGCCUGGGCACCUCCUUAAACAACCUAGCCAGAGGAGGUGAGGCUCAACGAGACGGGAAACUACUCCGCUCCAGAUCCCAAGCCCCGUCCUCUGGCAACCCAGGGCCGCAAGACGGGACACAGCCACCCUCUGGCGUCACUGCUGCCAAGGGUGCUGACAACAUGCCUGGCACACGGUCACAAAGCGAGCCACCUAAAGAAAAGAAAAGGCCAGUGUCCCUCCAUGAACAAAAUGGUAAGGGAGGAACGGGGCGGGGAAGUGGCCGCAGAGCUGCCGGGAAGCUGCCGUCUCAGUCGUCCCUGGAUGAGAGGGUGAUGUCCGGGGACAAAGGAGAGAGGCGGUUAGUAGACGGACGGAGGCUGGAGAAGAUCCAUUCUCAGGACUACGAGGAAGGGCAGGAGAACUUUGGUUUUUCAGAAACCCAACGGAGACGCCCGGAGGACGAAGAGCAGAGAGAACGCAAGCGCCGCGAGGAGGAGUUUCAGAAUCGUUACCGUAGUGACCCCAACCUGGCACGGUACCCAGUAAAACCACAGAAAGAGGAGCAGGAGAUGCGCAUGCAUGCCAAGGUGUCCAAGGUCCGCCAUGAAAGACGACAUAGUGAUUUGGCGAUCAAUGAGGUGGGACUGGGACCUGAAGGAGGCAGUGCAGGGGAGGUGCCUGAGAACCGACUGGCAAGGAGGGCUGGAGGUAGGGAGGGAGACCGCAAAGCCGGUUUGGAGAACCACAGAGCCUACUCUGUGGAAAGGACCGUGGGGGUUGGAGGGGGAGCUCCACCAGCCGGAGGUGGAGUGAGAUCAGGACCUCAACCUGGGGCGCCGGUGCCUCCAGAUUGGGGUCCUAACAAAGGCCGCCUGGAUCCCGGCACAACACGGACACCAAGGGACAAGAGUGGGGAGAACCUGCUGAGGAAGGACUCUCAGAGCUCGGACCAGUCGGAGUCUUUGCGGCCGCCCCCUCCGCGGACGUACAAGAGCAAGCGCGGAGUCAACAAGAGGCAGAUGUCCAUCAGCAGCUCAGAAGAGGAGGGUGGCUCCACGCCUGAGUACACCAGCUGUGAGGACGUGGACAUGGAAAGCGUCAGUGAGAAAGGUGACUGGGAUUGUCAUUCUCUAGAUCCUACAGUUUGGCAUCAUCCAGUUACGUGGCAGCCAUCCAAGGAGGGUGACCACCUAAUCGGACGAAUCACUCUAAGCAAGAGGUCAGCCAUGCCGCGGGAGGCUGGCUCGCUCCUUGGCCUAAAAGUGGUUGGAGGGAAGAUGACAGAGAUAGGGAGACUCGGGGCCUUUAUCACAAAAGUUAAGAAGGGCAGCCUGGCAGAUGUCGUGGGACACCUACGAGCAGGGGAUGAAGUGCUGCAGUGGAACGGGAAGUCGUUGCCUGGACUAACAAAGAAAGAAGUUUACAACAUUAUCCUUGAAUCCAAGGCUGAACCUCAAGUGGAAAUUGUUGUGUCAAGACCUAUAGGAGACAUCCCAAGAAUCCCAGAGUCAUCCCACCCUCCUCUAGAAUCAACUGGCUCGAGUUCCUUCGAGUCACAAAAGAUGGACCGUCCUUCUAUUUCAGUGAUGUCCCCUACCAGCCCUGGGACCCUCCGUGACCUCCCAAUGGUACUGCCUGGACAGCUCUCUGUGAAGUUGUGGUACGACAAAGUGGGUCAUCAGUUGAUCGUCAACGUCCUUCAAGCCAUAGAUCUGCCAACCCGUACAGACGGACGACCUCGGAACCCCUAUGUCAAAAUGUACUUCCUGCCAGAUAGGAGUGAUAAAAGUAAACGGCGGACUAAAACAGUGAAGAAAAGCGCUGAUCCCAAGUGGAACCAGACAUUCUUAUAUUCCCACGUUCAUCGGCGGGACUUUAGAGAACGAAUGUUAGAGAUCACAGUGUGGGACCAGCCCAGGGUCCAGGAGGAGGAGAGUGAAUUCCUUGGAGAGAUCCUGAUUGAGUUGGAGACGGCCUUGCUGGACGAUAUUCCUCAUUGGUAUAAACUCCAGACACAUGACGUGUCCUCUAUACCUCUGCCUCAGCCCUCCCCGUACCUCCCACGCAGACACGUCCAUGGAGACAGCCCAAGCAAGAAACUACAAAGGUCGCAUCGCAUCAUUGACACAGAGUUUGAUGAUGGUUUGAUGGUUAUGAAUAAAGAUGCAGAGCGUAACUCCAGGGAGAGAGAACGAGGCAGUACGCUGGCUGUACCUGAGCAGCAGCGGCAAGUCCAGCACCGCUCCCGCUCUGUGUCUCCUCACCGAGAGGACUCCUGCAGGGCUCGCUCACGGCCUGCACACGUCCCCAUGCAAAGGAGUCUGGAUGAGAUCCACCAGAACCGCCAUCAGUCCCACUCGCCUUCCCCCUCCCGCUACCACGACUCUCACCUGGAGCACCAGCGCUCCGGGGACUCAGACUACGAGUACUCUGAAGACAGUGAGGUCCUGGAGAUGCACAGGUCUAUCCGAGGUGGGAGUGCCGAGUGCCUGCAUACAAACAGCGACCUGCAGCCGUCGUUGGACAGAGUAAGGAGUGCCAGCACCACCUGUCUCAGACCAGACACCAACUUUCACUCCUCUGACAGAGACAGGUGCUCCAACUCUUUGCCCCACAAGACUCCCCCAAGCCCCAGGAUCUUUGUAGAACAUGUGACCCCUGAGGAAGACAGGCCGUGUAGCAAUUCAUCAACUCCCAACUGUCACAGGGGCAGCAGAAAAAGUCUGGAGGGGCACGGUCGUAUCCAGCCCACCUCUAUCCUGAGGGGCAGUAGGGGGAGAGGGGGCCCUCUGAGGCCCUUUGGGCAGACGGCCCUGUCUGGGUCUUGCCCAAACUCACCUCAUCUAGACAGAGCACACACUCAUGGCAGCCCCUCUCCUACGGGGACUCACUCAUCAGGUCGCAGGGGCCGGCAACUGCCUCAGCUCCCUGCAAAAAGCAGCAGCAUAGAGCAAGUUCUCGCAGUAGAGGAGCGUGCCCGACAGCUGCCGAUGAAAGUACAUUCCUACCGGCCUUCAGCCUCCCACGACCCCGAGACGGACCUCAAGACAAAACGGGAGAUGUACGCAGAGCAGCGGCGUAGCAGCGACAACAUGUCGGCCAGAUCGUCAGGCAGCGACACGAGCGAUAUGUCGGCCCUCUCCCGUGCCAGCAGUGCCUCCCGCCUCAGUAGCACCAGCUACAUGUCCAUCCAAUCAGAACGACCGGGAGGACGACUCAGUCGCCGUUUACGAUCUGUGGGCCGCAGCAUGCUGAAGAGUUCAAGCGUGAGCGGAGAGAUCUACACACAGGAGCGCACUGACGGUAGCCAAUCAGACACGGCGCUGGGUACGGUCGGUGGCGGCAGCAAGAAGAGACGUUCCAGCCUCAGCGCGCGGGUCGUGGCCAUCGUUGGCAACCGUCGGAGCCGCAGCACGUCACAGAUCAGCGGCCCUGAGGGGAAGAGUAAAAAGGAGAAAGGUGCACCCAUCCAGAGGAGCACAGAGACCGGCAUGGCAGUGGAGCUGACCCGCAACAUGAGCCGGCAGCCCAGCAGAGAGUCCAACAACGGCAGCAUGAACAGCUGCAACUCUGAGGGGAAUUUGAUCUUCUCUGGAGUCAAUCUGGGGGCCAGCAGUCAGUUCAGUGACUUCCUGGACGGCCUGGGACCGGCUCAGUUAGUGGGGAGGCAAACUCUGGCUACUCCUGCUAUAGGUGACAUCCAGAUCGGCAUGAUGGAGAAGAAGGGUCAGCUUGAAGUGGAAGUCAUCCGAGCUCGAGGACUCGUUCAAAAGCCAGGAUCCAAAUCCCUCCCUGCUCCAUACGUCAAAGUCUAUCUGCUGAAUAAUGGAGCGUACGUAGCCAAAAAGAAAACAAAGAUUGCACGGAAAACACUUGACCCAUUGUACCAGCAAGCAUUGCUAUUCGAAGAAAGUCCACAGGGUAAAGUCUUACAGGUGAUUGUAUGGGGGGACUAUGGCCGAAUGGACCAUAAGAGCUUCAUGGGAGUUGCACAAAUCCUAUUGGAGGAACUAGACUUAUCAAGCACAGUCAUUGGCUGGUACAAAUUAUUCCCACCAUCCUCAUUGGUGGAUCCGACACUUGCCUCACUGACGCGGCGGGCUUCCCAGUCGUCACUUGACAGCUCCUCCGGACCUCCAGGAGUCAGAUCCUAGUGGACCGACUGCUCUGCACGCACUUGAAAAAGUUCGACAACAAACUAUGAAAUGUUCUGCAGAGAGGGAAACAAACACGGAAAAGAAAAGAUGGCGGAGAUGUAGAACAACAACAACAAUCAGAAACAGUCACAAUGAGAAAGCUUUGCUGAGAUCUGACAAUCACUUCUGUCGUGGUUAUUUUUUGUCCGUUGUAGAGAGCGCCACAUUUCAGUGUUUCAUUAUCAUUCAAAGAAGAAAAAAAAAGUCUCGUAGUUUUUUCUCUGUGUACGAUGGAGAAGCAGAGCUGGUUGAGCAGUCGCUCUCGAGAUUGGAGAUCAAACGAAACAGGGUGGUUUUUCACUGAAUCAACAAUAGCAAAGAAAUGUACAUUAGCAUCGGAAUGUAAGUGAAGCGGUAAUCACCCUCCACACCUGCAGGGGGCGCAGUCCUCUCUGCAGUGGCCUCCUCCAGAACCCAACAGACUGCCGACAUCCUGCCGCCCCCCCCCCCCCCCCCCAGGCAGGGUGCUCCCACGUGGGUGUUCAGUCUGGAAGCACAGGGCCUUCUUCUGGUGCCUAGACCUUAGAGCCACAUCACUGGCCUCCUCUCUGUCAAAGACAAAUCUUCAUUAUGUUUACCGUGGUUGCUCGACGCCACACCGUUUUAGCGUGAUUGCUUUGUCGUUCAUUUUCUUUUCCCUUUGUUACUACUGGCACAAAAAGGUUUUUACAGUGCAUAAAAUGCUCAUGAUAGUUUUGUCAGUCUGGUGUGUGCAUGGAGAUUAAAAAAAAUAAAACUAAACACAAGAGAUAAAAAAAAAAAGGAUAUCAAAUCUAUUAAAUGUCUGCAAGUGUUAUGCAGGGGGGGAGGGGCUGAAAACGAUGGCACAUCUUAGAUUUUUACACUUGACAGUGAGAUUAGCGUGCAGCGCUGUUUUCCUUGUUCCACCGCUGGCACAUGUCGGGGCCAGUUGUCUUUGUAUAGAUGUAAAUUGGUUGACCUACAAAUGAAGUUUAUGUCACUUUGAAAUGCCACAAGGGUUCAACAUCACUGUAAAAAGCUAAAAAGAAUAAAAAAAUAAAUAGGAAGUCUUUGUUCAUCAACGCAAAGAGACAUUAUGGGAGCGUCUAAUUUUUUCACCCCGGCACGUUUCAGGUUUCUAUCCAGCCCUUAGUUGACCUUGAGCACAAGAGCUUGAUUUUUUUACGACAAAAAGUUUAACUUUUUGAGAAAAAAAAAUAGAUUAAAAGAAAAAAAAUACGAAAAAAAGCAGCAACCCCAUCACUGUUUCUGUUCAUUUUCUUGAAUUAGAUGCUAGAGGAAACAAAACAAAAAAAAGAGUCGCUAACAGUUUCCGAUGUGCAUCUCUGUGAAUGUGAAAGUAAACCAACCCAGACUGAUCCUGUCGGGACACCAACACCAAUGCUCAUCCUCCGUUCGGCCCCCCGCAGGCUCCGCCCACCAGGAAAAAAAGGUGGAGCCAGCAUGACUUUGGAAACCUGUUCAAAGCUGCAUGCACAUUUUUUUUGUAAAUCGAAACAGAUACAAGAAAAAAAAAGAUACUGAUCUAAAUACGUGUGUUAGUUCCACAUACUGUAGGGCCGCUUGUAUGUUGCAUGCAGUUGUACAGUUUGCUCGUACUUGAAUAUUAAAGAGAUAAAACCAAGAAACCGAAGCCAUUCCCAUUACGCAAAAGACAUUUUUGAAAUCAACUGCAGUCUAUUCCACGUCCCUCAGUCCGGUGCUGAAUGUCGCUCGUAACUUAAUCCCAAGAUUACGUUGAUGUCUUUCCCUUGACCCUCUGGAAGAUGUACUGUACUGCUCAGUCACACUGAGCAGACCUCACAGCCCUCUACUGUUGUUCCACCUCAUAGUAUACCUCCAAGGGGCUGACAUAAUGUAUGAAUAAAUAUGUACAAAUCAGAUCCACUUAUAUGGAAAUAUGAAUUAUGUUUCAACAUAAUGAUUUCAGAUAUAAUAACAUAUGAACCGUUGAGUUAUAUAAAGAAUCAAUAAAGAUGCACAGAGAGUCAUAAACUGUAAAUACUCAAAAGCCAUUCACUGGGUUUUCAAUGGGUUCAGUGCUCAUUUGCAAAGGGACAAAGUCAUAUAUUGUGGAGCGAUUAAUAUACUGUAAGGGACCAUUGCAGUGGGACAACACGAGGCGAUGGACUUGGUUCACAAUAAAGGCCGUGCUUUCAUGCGCGGCUGCAAAAAUCUACAGGUGUCCCACUGCGCCGAACAGUCUUCUGAACACUUCUGUGUGCUUCAAAACUCAAUGUCUGAACCGUCAGUCACACUUCACAGGAGUUGACUUUUUCUUUUUAUCGUCCAGUAAAGCUGGUUUAUCUUCUCUCUUUUUUUUUUGUCAGUAUUAACAGAAAAAAAAAAAUAGCUGAUUGUUUACAACUUCUGUGUUCCACCGAAACAAAAAAGAAAAUUAGAAAAGAGUAAAGCAUUCACUGCAACAUUUCUUGUUUGUAUAACAGAUGUGGCUCAAAUGAUGUGUAUGUUUUAUAUUAAAAAUAAGAGUUCAUUUUUAUUAUUUACAAAUAAAAAGAAUGUGUGGAAGAAACCUGCUUUCAUUUC
Molecule: messenger RNA, 7810 nt
Organism: Labrus bergylta (ballan wrasse)
Lineage: Eukaryota; Metazoa; Chordata; Actinopteri; Labriformes; Labridae
Source: RefSeq, a predicted model, not a curated record